UCCGGUCAAUAGGGCAAAAUAAUAGAGUCGUUAGGGUAGGGAUGCAAUCCGUUUAAAUGCUGUCUUUUGGUGGCGUUAAAGCACGAAAAUAAACCAGUUUCAAAUAGUUUGUGAGAGGGCAGUAGCACUGGCUGCGAAUAACCUGUAACGUCAGAGGUGUGUUUUUGUUUCUUCGGCCACUCCGGAAAACUUAACCGAGCCGUCGUUAUUUUUAUUUUUUAGGGUGACGUGGAGUCGGAUGCCUUCUUCGAGACUGUCUAAUGUGUCAGUAAAAGUACUCAGUGUAACAGGAUAUAACCUUAAUGAAUGCAUAAUAUACUGGGACAUUGCAUUAAGGCUUUCCAAGAUGUUUAGCUGUAAAUCUCUACAUUGAGCUCCAGUAUCGGCUCACAACGGAGCAGAGAGGAGACUGUCGGGGCCUUGAGUCAGAGGAAUCCGGCAGACAGACAGGUUUUGUUGGAUCUGCAGCAUCGGGACUGAAGUGACACAACAGUGAUACUGCAGGGGUUAUGCAGUGUGGAGUAGGACAACUGUCUGGUGGCUGCCAGAAGACAAUGGGACUGCACUGCAUCUUGAUCCUGUGCUUGUUCUCAGGCUGGAUAGUGGGCUACAAGCAGGGGGACAAUGUGACUCUCUAUGUCAACAAAGUGGGUCCUUAUCAUAACCCCCAGGAGACAUAUCACUACUACACCCUGCCUGUUUGCAGGCCAGAGAAGGUACACCAUAAGUCCCUGAGUCUGGGAGAAGUGUUGGAUGGUGACAGGAUGGCAGAGUCGUUAUAUCUCAUCCGAUUCAGAGAAAAUGUGGAGAAAAAAACUCUUUGUCAGCUCACUCUUUCAGAGAAACAGGUGGACCAGCUCCGUGAGGCUAUUGAGGAGCUGUACUACUUUGAAUUUGUCCUGGAUGACAUUCCAAUUUGGGGGUUUGUGGGAUACAUAGAAGAGAGCGGCUUCCUGCCUCACAGCCACAAGGUGGGUUUGUGGACUCAUCUAGACUUCAACAUCGAAUACAACGGCAACUCAGUGAUCUUUGCUAAUGUCUCAGUAAAAGACGUCAAACCUGUUCCCUUGGAGGAGUGGGUGGGUGCAGGAGUGGGUGGAGUUGGUUUGGGUGGAGGAAGCCUGACCGUCACCCACACUUACAGUGUACGGUGGUUUGACUCCCCUCUACCUCAUGCCCGGAGAGCUGAGCGUCUCCGAGACUACUCGUUCUUCCCCAAAACACUGGAGAUCCACUGGUUGUCCAUCAUUAACUCACUGGUGCUGGUGGUGCUGCUACUGGGCUUCGUCAUCAUCAUCCUCAUGCGGGUCCUUAAGAAUGACUUUGCCAGGUACAAUGUGGAGGAGGAGAGUGGAUGUGAUGAUGUGGACCAGGGAGACAAUGGCUGGAAGAUCAUACACACUGAUGUCUUCAGGUUUCCCCCUUACAAAAGCCUGCUGUGUGCUGUUUUGGGAGUGGGGGCUCAGUUCCUUACCCUCGCCACAGGGAUCAUCGUCAUGGCAUUGUUGGGAAUGUUCAAUGUGCAUCGUCAUGGUGCCAUCAACUCAGCAGCUAUCGUCUUGUACGCUCUGACCAGCUGUGUGUCAGGGUACGUCUCUUGCAGCUUCUACACACAGAUCAACGGCCAGCACUGGGUGUGGAACAUCAUUCUCACUUCAUCUCUUUUCUCUGCUCCUCUGUUCCUGACGUGGAGUGUAGUGAACUCAAUCCAUUGGUGGAGUGGUUCCACUCAGGCUCUGCCGGCCACCACAGUUCUCCUCCUGCUGGGUGCUUGGGUGCUGGUGGGCUUCCCCCUCACCGUCAUUGGAGGUAUUGUGGGAAAGAACAGAGCCGGCAGCUUCCAGGCACCCUGUCGCACUCGCAACAUCUCCAGACAGAUCCCUACACAGCCCUGGUACAAACACACAGCUGUGCACAUGGCCAUUGGCGGCUUCCUGCCGUUCAGUGCCAUUUCAGUGGAGCUGUACUACAUUUUUGCCACAGUUUGGGGCAGAGAGCAUUACACCCUCUAUGGCAUCCUGCUGUGUGUCUUCGCAAUCCUCCUCUCAGUGGGCGCCUGCAUCUCUGUGGCCCUCACCUACUUCCUGCUGUCAGGUGAGGACUACCGGUGGUGGUGGCGGAGUGUAUUGAGCACAGGUUCCACAGGCCUCUUCAUCUUUGUCUAUUCCAUUUUCUACUACCGGAACCGGUCUUCUAUGAGUGGCCUGGUUCAGAGCACAGAGUUCUUUGGCUACUCUCUGCUCACAGCGCUUGUCUUCUCGCUGAUGCUGGGCAGUGUGUCAUUCUGGGCCUCAUUGGCAUUUAUUCGCUACAUCUACCGUAGCCUCAAGAUGGACUAGACAUGAAAUGUGCAUACACACACACAGCUCUAAACAAACAUUUCGUCAUAGCACACAUGGACAAUCUUCAUUCUCCUCUCUUGCUCUUUCAGUCAUACACACACACACACCUGCACUGUUAUGGUGUUAAUGGGAGGAGAAACAGAAACAGGGGCCUUUACCUUGAUUUUACAGGAGCUACUGAACUACUGGAGCUUUCAUUGUUGGAAUAAGAAAUGGAUGGGUGGAUAGAUAGAUGGAUGAAAGGCAAGUAGGGGAGGGGGCUAUUUCCAUCAGUAGGGGAUGUGUAAAAUGCACAAUGAGAUCCGAGUGAGUGGAAUUAAUAUUGUAUGAUGCAGUGUGGCAUCAUCUGCUCUGGUUCUUACUUCACGGUCUAUCAAGGCUUAGCAGGAUCUACACAUUCUUUACAGAAAGUUUUGUCAGGCUAUUCAAGUAAAAAUAGCAGAUAUUAUGUUUUGCACUAGUCCUGCUAAGCUCAUGGCCCUGCAGUGCAUAAGGACUGUUGAUACCUUGUAGAUUCAAGAGCUGUUGCAAACCGUGGGUGAUGGGAGCAAUAUUGUCAUUGUUAUGUUAUUGGUCCCCAUUGACUGUGAUUUUGGUUCUACUGUAAAUAUUGUCUUUUCAAUAAAGUGCUUUUUAAUACAAUGA
Molecule: messenger RNA, 2987 nt
Organism: Seriola dumerili (greater amberjack)
Lineage: Eukaryota; Metazoa; Chordata; Actinopteri; Carangiformes; Carangidae
Gene: tm9sf1
Product: transmembrane 9 superfamily member 1
Exons: 9
Coding region: 510-2339 (609 amino acids)
Biological process (GO): protein localization to membrane
Cellular component (GO): membrane
Source: RefSeq, a predicted model, not a curated record